Molecule: messenger RNA, 4090 nt
Organism: Pelmatolapia mariae (spotted tilapia)
Lineage: Eukaryota; Metazoa; Chordata; Actinopteri; Cichliformes; Cichlidae
Product: NACHT, LRR and PYD domains-containing protein 3-like
Exons: 11
Coding region: 44-4090 (1348 amino acids)
Biological process (GO): intracellular signal transduction
Molecular function (GO): protein binding
Source: RefSeq, a predicted model, not a curated record
GUAGAAAGUGUGUGUGAGCUGAUGUGGAUGUGAAUUCAGCAGCAUGGAUCAGUGUGAGGACAGAGAGGAGGGAGUCCCUCCCUCUGAAACCACUCUGUGUGGGGAACAUGAGAGCCAGACCAAAGCUCAGAGGAACCAACCUGGACCUCCACCCAGCUCUGUGUCCUUAAAGAGUGACCGGUCUCAAGAAUGUCUGAUUAAAUUUCAAGACCAGCAGCCAUCUGCUGCAGAGAGAGUGGACCAGGAGAGCUCAGAGGUUCCGAAUGAUCAGUCUGACCAGCAGCAUCAAACAAACCUGGACUCCAUAUUUAAGACGCUGGAGGACAACAUCAUCACUUUUGUGAGGAAUGAGCUGCAGAAGAUCCAGAAAGUUCUGAGUCCAGAUUACCCAGAAUGCUUAGAGAGUCAGAGGGAGGAGAAUGAACAGAGGAGGAGCAGCAGAGAGGCAUUUAUGAAGAUCACAGUGGACUUCCUGAGAAGAAUGAAGCAGGAGGAGCUGGCUGACCGUCUGCAGAGAAAAAGCCUUGCUGAAGUUUGUCAUUGUAAACUCAAAUCUACUCUGAAGAAGAAGUUCCAGUGUGUGUUUGAGGGGAUCGCUAAAGCAGGAAACCCAACCCUUCUGAAUCAGAUCUACACAGAGCUCUACAUCACAGAGGGAGGGACUGCAGAGGUCAAUGAUGAACAUGAGGUCAGACAGAUUGAAACAGCAUCCAGGAAACCAAACAGACCAGAAACAACAAUCAGACAAGAAGACAUCUUCAAAGUCUCGCGUGGAAGAGAUGAACCAAUCAGAACAGUGCUGACAAGGGGAGUGGCUGGCAUUGGGAAAACAGUCUUAACACAGAAAUACACCCUGGACUGGGCUGAAGACAAAGCCAACCAGGACUUCCACUUCAUAUUUCCAUUCACUUUCAGAGAGCUGAAUGUACUGAAAGAUGAAAAGUUCAGCUUGGUGGAACUUGUUCAUCACUUCUUUACUGAAACCAAAGAAGCAGGAAUCUGCAGCUUUGAAGACUUCCAGGUUGUGUUCAUCUUUGAUGGUCUGGAUGAGUGUCGACUUCCUCUAGAUUUCCACACAACCACAAUCCUGACUGACCCUAGAAAGUCCACCUCAGUGGAUGUGCUGCUGAUAAACCUCAUCAGGGGGAAACUGCUUCCCUCUGCUCAUCUCUGGAUAACCACACGACCUGCAGCAGCCAAUCAGAUCCCUUCCCAGUGUGUUGACAUCAUGACUGAGGUCAGAGGGUUCUCUGACCCACAGAAGGAGGAGUACUUCAGGAAGAGAUUCAGAGAUGAGGAGCAGGCCAGCAGGAUCAUUUCCCACAUCAAGACAUCACAUAGCCUCCACAUCAUGUGCCACAUCCCAGUCUUCUGCUGGAUCACUGCUACAGUUCUGGAGGAUGUGCUGAAAACCAGAGAGGGAGGACAGCUGCCCAAGACCCUGACUGAGAUGUACAUCCACUUCCUGGUGGUUCAGGCCAAAGUGAAGAAGGCCAAGUAUGAUGGAGGAGCUGAGACAGAUCCACACUGGAGUCCAGAGAGCAGGAAGUUGAUUGAGUCUCUGGGGAAACUGGCUUUUGAUCAGCUGCAGAAAGGAAACCUGAUCUUCUAUGAAUCAGACCUGACAGAGUGUGGCAUAGAUGUCAGAGCAGCCUCAGUGUACUCAGGAGUGUUCACACAGAUCUUUAGAGAGGAGAGAGGACUGUACCAGGACAAGGUGUUCUGCUUCAUCCAUCUGAGUGUUCAGGAGUUUCUGGCUGCUCUUCAUGUCCAUCUGACCUUCAUCAACUUUGGCAUCAAUCUGCUGGAAGAACAACAAACAACCUCCAAGAAGUCUGAUUUAUUUGGAAAAAAAAUAAAUUUUAAAUCUUUCUACCGGGGUGCUGUGGACAUUGCCUUACAGAGUCCAAAUGGACACCUGGAUUUGUUCCUCCGCUUCCUCCUGGGUCUUUCACUGCAGACCAAUCAGACUCUCCUACGCGGCCUGCUGACAAAGACAAGAAGUAACUCACGGACCAAUCAGAAAACACUCCAGUACAUCAAGAAGAAGCUCAGUGAGAAACUUAGUGCAGAGAAGAGCAUCAAUUUGUUCCACUGUCUGAAUGAACUGAAUGAUCGUUCUCUAGUGGAGGAGAUCCAACAGUCCCUGAGUUCAGGAAGUCUCUCCACAGAUGAACUGUCUCCUGCUCAGUGCUCAGCUCUGGUCUUUAUCUUACUGUCAUCAGAAAAAGAUCUGGAUGUGUUUGACCUGAAGAAAUACUCUGCUUCAGAGGAGGCUCUUCUGAGGCUGUUGCCAGUGGUCAAAGCCUCCAACAAAGCUCUACUGAGUGUUUGUAACCUCUCAGAGACAAGCUGUGAAGCUCUGUCCUCAGUCCUCAGCUCCCACUCGUCUACUUUGAGAGAGCUGGAUGCAAGCAACAACAACCUGCAGGAUUCAGGAGUGAAGCUUCUUUCUGUUGGACUACAGAGUCAACAUUGUACACUGGAAACUCUGAGUCUUUCAGGCUGCCUGAUCACAGAGGAAGGCUGUACUUCUCUGGCCACAGCUCUGAGCUCCAACCCCUCCUAUCUGAGAGAGCUGGACCUGAGCUACAAUCAUCCAGGAAUUUCGGGCAUGAAGCUGCUGUCGGCUGGACUGAAGGAUCCACGCUGGAGACUGGACACUCUCAGGGUGGAGCCUGCUGGAGUCCGAUGGUUGAAACCAGGUCUGAGGAAGUAUUUCUGUCAACUCACAAUCGACACAAACACAGUACACACAAACCUCAAACUGUCUGACAACAACAGGAAGGUGACACAUGCUGAGGACGUUCAAUCAUAUCCUGAUCAUCCAGACAGAUUUGAUGUUUAUGAACAGCUGCUGUGUAGAGAUGGUCUGACUGGUCGCUGUUACUGGGAGGUCGAGUGGAAAGGAGACGUUGAGAUAUCAGUGAGUUCCAGAAAAAUCAGAAGGAAAGGAAACAGUACUGACUGUUUGUUUGGAUGGAAUGAUCAGUCCUGGAGUCUCAUCUGCUCUGAUGAUCGUCCUCGUUCUGUCAGGCAAAAUAAGACAGAAAAAUCCAUCUCCUCCUCCUCCUCUUCCUCCUACUCUGUCUCUAACAGAGUAGCAGUGUAUGUGGACUGUCCUGCUGGCACUCUGUCCUUCUACAGAGUCUCCUCUGACACUCUGAUCCACCUCCACACCUUCAACACCACAAUUACUGAAACUCUUUAUCCUGGGUUUUGGUUCAGAGAGAAGAAGAGGAAUUUCUUUGUGGAGAAGCCGGUGUCCUGUUGUGUGUUGUGUCAGGAUGUCCUGAAGGAUUCAUCAACAGACUUCUAUCCCCAAUGUGGAGUCAAGUCUGGAACCAGAACUUAUCAGCAGACAGCCUAUACUGAUCUAGAAAAAUAUUUAGAUGCAUUAAAGAUCACUCUGAGGAAACGAUAUGAACGUGUGAUGGAAGGAACUGAUAAAACAGGAAGUGGAGCCCUCCUCAGAUUGAUCUACACUGAGCUCUACAUCACAGAGGAGCAGAGUGAAGCAGUACACUUCCAACAUGAAGUGAGGCAGGUGGAGAGCGCUUGUAAGAAGACCCUCCAUGAAACACCAAUCAGCUGCCAGGACAUCUUUAAAACCUUACCUGACCAACAGAGACCCAUCAGAGUGGUUCUGACAUAUGGUGUUGCUGGCGUUGGAAAAACCUUCUUGGUACAGAAGUUCACUCUGGACUGGGCAGAGGGCUUGGAGAACCAACACAUCAGUGCGGUGGUUCUGCUUUCAUUCAGGGAGCUGAACUUGGUCAGAGAUGAGCAGUACAGUCUCCUGGAGCUGAUCCAUGUUUUCUAUCCAACAUUACAGAGCGUCACAGCAGAGCAGCUCACUAUGUGCAGUCUUGUGUUCAUCUUUGAUGGCCUGGAUGAAAGCAGAUUUUUGUUGGAUUUCACCAGCAGGAAGCUUGUGUCUGAUGUCACACAGAAGUCUACCAUCAGUGAGCUGCUGACAAAUCUCAUCGAGGGGAAUCUGCUUCCCUCUGCUCUCAUCUGGAUAACUUCCCGACCUGCAGCAGCCAAUCAGAUCCCUCCUAAAUGUGUUGACAGGAUGACAGAAGUGUGA